ACGGACCCGUUGGCUCUCCCCCCUCCCUUUCCCCGCCCUGAACCCCCCUCCUAGCUCGCCGGGAGUUAGUCCCCGUGGAGUUUCCCCUCCACCUCGCCGCCGUUUCCUCGGUCCUCCGUUCGGUGGAAGUCACUGCCCUCGAGGAGGAGGCAGCGGCAGCCGCCCUCGCCUCGCCGCCCCCGGUUCGGUGCCCGCGGUCCCGGAGAGGAGGUGCCGCCGCCACCGCCGCUCCCCCCCUCCCGCUGCCCUCGGGCCGGGCUGGGUCGAGCUGCGAUGCCCUCGGACUUCAUCUCAUUGCUCAGCGCGGACCUAGACCUGGAGUCGCCCAAGUCCCUGUACUCGCGAGAUUCUCUGAAGUUACACCCAUCACAGAAUUUUCAUAGAGCUGGACUAUUGGAAGAAUCUGUCUAUGAUCUUCUCCCCAAGGAGUUACAGUUACCUCCAUCUAGAGAAACAUCUGUAGCAUCAAUGAGUCAGACAAGUGGUGGUGAGGCAGGUUCGCCUCCUCCAGCUGUAGUUGCUGCUGAUGCUUCUUCAGCUCCCUCCUCUUCCUCCAUGGGCGGUGCUUGCAGCUCCUUUACCACCUCUUCCAGCCCUACCAUUUAUUCUACCUCAGUCACCGACAGCAAGGCUAUGCAAGUGGAGAGCUGCUCCUCAGCCUUGGGGGUAAGUAACAGAGGGGUAAGUGAAAAGCAGUUAACCAGUAACACAGUUCAGCAGCAUCCAUCAACACCGAAGAGGCACACAGUCUUGUACAUCUCACCACCACCUGAGGACUUGCUGGAUAACAGUCGGAUGUCCUGCCAGGAUGAGGGGUGUGGAUUGGAAUCUGAGCAGAGCUGCAGUAUGUGGAUGGAGGAUUCCCCCUCCAACUUCAGUAACAUGAGCACCAGUUCCUACAAUGAUAACACUGAGGUACCUCGUAAAUCACGAAAACGAAAUCCAAAGCAGAGGCCGGGGGUCAAACGACGAGAUUGUGAAGAAUCUAAUAUGGAUAUAUUUGAUGCCGACAGUGCCAAAGCACCUCACUAUGUGCUUUCUCAGCUUACCACGGACAACAAAGGCAACUCAAAAGCAGGAAAUGGAACAUUGGAAAACCAAAAAGGAACUGGAGUAAAGAAGAGCCCUAUGUUGUGUGGACAGUAUCCUGUUAAAUGUGAGGGAAAGGAGCUGAAGAUAGUUGUACAACCUGAGACCCAGCACCGGGCUCGGUAUCUGACUGAGGGUAGCCGUGGCUCAGUAAAGGAUAGAACACAGCAAGGGUUUCCUACAGUAAAGCUGGAAGGCCAUAAUGAGCCAGUAGUGUUGCAAGUGUUUGUGGGCAAUGACUCUGGUCGAGUGAAACCACAUGGGUUUUAUCAGGCCUGCAGGGUAACUGGGCGAAAUACGACUCCCUGCAAAGAAGUGGACAUUGAAGGCACUACUGUUAUAGAAGUUGGCCUUGAUCCGAGUAACAACAUGACACUAGCGGUGGACUGCGUAGGGAUACUAAAAUUGAGGAAUGCUGAUGUGGAAGCCAGAAUAGGAAUUGCUGGUUCCAAGAAAAAAAGCACUCGUGCCAGAUUGGUUUUUCGAGUUAAUAUCACAAGGAAAGAUGGCUCCACUUUGACACUGCAGACACCUUCUUCUCCAAUUUUAUGUACUCAGCCAGCAGGAGUGCCAGAAAUCUUAAAGAAAAGCUUGCAUAGCUGUUCAGUGAAAGGAGAGGAAGAAGUAUUUUUAAUUGGCAAGAACUUUCUGAAAGGAACUAAAGUUAUUUUCCAAGAAAAUGUUUCUGAUGAAAACUCUUGGAAGUCAGAAGCUGAAAUCGACAUGGAAUUAUUUCAUCAGAAUCAUCUUAUUGUGAAGGUUCCCCCAUAUCAUGACCAACAUAUAACUUUGCCAGUAUCGGUGGGAAUAUAUGUAGUGACCAAUGCUGGAAGAUCUCAUGAUGUUCAGCCAUUCACUUACACUCCAGACCCAGCAGCUAGUGCUUUGAAUGUAAAUGUGAAGAAGGAAAUAUCUAGUCCAGCGAGACCUUGCUCUUUUGAAGAGGCCAUGAAAGCAAUGAAGACUACUGGAUGUAACUUAGAUAAGGUAAAUAUUCUUCCUAAUGCUCUGAUCACUCCGCUCAUAUCCAGCAGUAUGAUUAAGAGUGAAGAUGUUACUCCAAUGGAAGUAACAGCAGAAAAAAGAUCUUCUCCUAUUUUUAAGACUACAAAGACAGUUGGAUCAACUCAACCAACAUUAGAAAAUAUCUCUAACAUAGCAGGAAAUGGGUCUUUUUCAUCAUCGUCAUCAUCUUCCCACUUACCUUCUGAAAAUGAAAAGCAGCAGCAGAUUCAGCCCAAGGCAUACAAUCCAGAGACCCUGACGACUAUCCAAACACAGGACAUUUCACAACCUGGUACCUUUCCAGCAGUGUCUGCUUCUAGUCAGCUGCCCAGCAGUGAUGCACUACUGCAGCAGGCUACACAGUUUCAGACAAGAGAAGCGCAAUCUAGAGAGGUAUUACAGUCAGAUGGUACAGUGGUUAAUUUGUCACACCUGACUGAGGCAUCGCAGCAACAGCAGCAGUCACCACUACAAGAACAAGCACAGACUCUACAGCAGCAGAUCUCAUCAAAUAUUUUCCCAUCAGCAAAUAGUGUGAGUCAACUGCAGAGUACGAUUCAGCAGUUGCAAGCAGGAAGUUUUACAGGCAGUACUGCUAGUGGCAGCAGUGGAAAUGUUGACUUGGUCCAACAAGUUUUAGAGGCACAACAACAGUUAUCUUCAGUUUUAUUUUCUGCUCCAGAUGGUAAUGACAAUGUUCAGGAACAGCUUAGUGCAGACAUUUUUCAACAAGUCAGUCAAAUUCAAAAUAGCGUAAGCCCUGGAAUGUUUUCCUCAACAGAACCAGCAGUCCAUACCAGACCAGAUAAUUUAAUAGCUGGAAGAGCUGAAAGUGUUCACCCACAGACCGAAAACACAUUAUCUAAUCAGCAACAACAACAGCAGCAACAGCAAGUGAUGGAAUCAUCAGCUGCAAUGGUGAUGGAGAUGCAACAGAGUAUCUGCCAGGCAGCUGCCCAGAUUCAGUCAGAGUUAUUUCCUUCAACUGCUUCAGCAAAUGGAAACCUUCAGCAAUCUCCAGUUUACCAGCAGACUUCUCAUAUGAUGAGUGCAUUAUCUACCAAUGAGGAUAUGCAAAUGCAAUGUGAAUUGUUUUCUUCUCCUCCUGCAGUUUCUGGAAAUGAAACUGCUACAACCACCACACAGCAGGUUGCAACCCCUGGCACUACCAUGUUUCAGACAUCAAGUUCAGGAGACGGAGAAGAAACUGGAGUACAAGCAAAACAGAUUCAGAACAGUGUCUUUCAGACCAUGGUCCAAAUGCAACAUAGUGGAGACAAUCAGCCUCAAGUUAACCUUUUUUCCUCUACAAAGAGUAUGAUGAGUGUUCAGAAUACUGGUGGCCAACAACAAGGUAAUGGUUUAUUCCAGCAAAGUAAUGAGAUGAUGUCACUCCAAUCUGGGAAUUUUUUGCAGCAGUCUUCUCAUUCACAAGCUCAGCUUUUUCAUCCUCAAAAUCCUAUUGCUGAUGCUCAGAACCUUUCCCAGGAAACUCAAGGUUCUAUUUUUCAUAGUCCAAGUCCUAUUGUCCACAGUCAGAAUUCUACAACUUCCUCUGAACAAAUGCAGCCUCCAAUGUUUCACUCUCAAAGUACCAUGGCUGUGCUACAGGGCUCUUCUGUUCCUCAAGACCAGCAGUCAGCCAACAUAUUUCUUUCCCAGAGUCCAAUGAAUAAUCUCCAAACUAACACGGUAGCCCAAGAAGAACAGAUUUCAUUUUUUGCAGCUCAGAACUCAAUUUCUCCACUUCAGUCAACAUCAAAUACUGAACAGCAAGCUGCAUUCCAACAACAGUCUCCAAUAUCACACAUCCAGACCCCUAUGCUCUCCCAAGAACAGGCACAACCCUCCCAGCAAGGUCUUUUUCAGCCUCAGGUGUCCCUGGGCUCCCUUCCUCCUAAUCCAAUGCCUCAAAACCAACAAGGAGCAAUUUUCCAGUCACAGCACUCAAUAGUUGCCAUCCAGAGUAACUCUCCAUCCCAGGAGCAGCAGCAACAGCAGCAGCAACAGCAGCAGCAACAGCAGCAACAACAGCAGAGCAUUUUAUUCAGUAAUCAGAAUACGAUGGCUACAAUGGCAUCUCAAAAGCAACCACCACCAAAUAUGAUAUUCAACCCAAGUCAAAAUCCAAUGGCUAAUCAGGAGCAACAGAACCAGUCAAUUUUUCACCAACAAAAUAAUAUGACCCCAAUGAAUCAAGAGCAGCAGCCCAUGCAAUUUCAGAACCAGCCCACAGUUUCCUCACUUCAGAACCCAGGUCCUACCCAAUCUGAAUCAUCACAGACCUCCUUGUUCCAUAGCUCUCCUCAGAUUCAGUUGGUCCAAGGGUCAUCGAGUUCUCAAGAACAGCAAGUAACACUCUUCCUCUCUCCAGCAUCCAUGUCUGCAUUGCAGACCAGUAUAAACCAACAAGACAUGCAACAGUCUCCUCUUUAUUCCCCUCAGAACAACAUGCCAGGAAUCCAAGGGGCCACAUCUUCACCUCAACCACAGGCUACUUUAUUUCACAACACUACAGGAGGCACAAUGAACCAAUUACAGAAUUCUCCUGGCUCAUCUCAACAGACUUCAGGAAUGUUCUUAUUUGGCAUUCAAAAUAACUGUAGUCAGCUUUUAACUUCUGGACCAGCUACAUUGCCAGAUCAAUUGAUGGCCAUAAGUCAGCCAGGCCAACCACAAAAUGAGGGCCAGCCACCUGUGACGACACUUCUUUCUCAGCAAAUGCCAGAGAAUUCUCCACUGGCAACCUCUAUAAACGCCAACCAGAACAUUGAAAAGAUGGAUUUGCUUGUUUCAUUGCAAAACCAAGGGAACAACUUGACUGGUUCCUUUUAACUGGAUGUAAUUCCAUGAAGAAAAUCCUGAUUCCAAGAUGUCCUGAGAUCUUGUGAUUUCAUGAGGAUUUAUUGAACUGUUACUUUAAAAACAAAACAAAAUAUGAAAAACUGUGAUUGAGUAAAUGGAUAGAUUUUACUCUGACUGCAAAAGAGCACACCUAUCCUGCCUGUUGCAGUGAUUAGCCACCAUUGUUAACAUCUUCAUAUUUUAUGUUCCUAAUAACAGUGAUGACUGAGAAUCUAUUUGAGUUUCCAGCUGACAGGAUUAAUUGUUGCUAUUUUCCUAGGCACUGUUUCUCUAAAAGUUCAGUUUAAAUUCAAAAGCUGGACUGCUCAGUUAUUAUUGCUAUUAAGAAAUAAUUCAUAUUAUCAUGUUUACUUUUGUUCUUCACUGUUUUCUUUCCUACAUUGUUCUAGUCAAGUUAGCCUUUUGAAAAACGAAAGUUCAAAUAGUAACUAAGGCUGUGAUUUUUCAACAUAAAAAGCACAGCUAUUGGCCAAAGUGAAGGAAAUCUUUUUUCAGUUUUUAUGGAGAAACUGAAGGGGAUAGCGUUUUGACAAGUAAGCUGUAUUAAGAGCUCUACACAGAUAAGAGGCCUCUUUGUUUAUCACAAAGGCAGACAACACACUUAUAAACUGGGAACAGCUGGAAUGCUAUUGAUUUUAUUUUUUAGAGAGUUGUUAAUUCUCUGUAUUUCUGUUAAGGGGUUUAGCCAUAACUGUGCAUAGAAAAAUAAUCAUCUUGCUCUAUAAAAAAUGAGGGGGAUAAUAUAUGGCAAAUUAUGUUCUGAUGUUCUCCUACAAUAGUUUAAACUGACAGUAAUUUGAGUCUGUUUUCUUCUUAACCCAAUCUUGGGCCAAUGUUCCCUUUUUAUAUUCAUCUAUAUUAUUCUUCCCUUCCUUUUCACUUUAUUUUAGACAACUGGUAAUAUACUACUAGCUUUGUGACCCUGUAGCCACUUAAAUAAAAAGGCCACUUUGAUCUGGGGUAACCCAGUAACUCCUGCAGCACAAGUGGGAACAGAGGGGUGGGGCACCCUUUCAGGAAUGAGGGGAGCUGAUUCCUGAGAAACAAGAAGCAAUGCAUUUUUUUUCCGUGAACGGUGCUGUUCUGAAGUCUUCAGAUUUUUCCCUCUAAUAAGAAAGUAUAAGUUUUAAGUUAAAAAAAGGCAAAGUAAAAUUUCUUGAAACAUCACUUCUCUCUAAGCUGCAGUGAGUGUAAUUCACUUGUCACCUCAGUGCUUUACAGUUUGAAGUGGUCACUUAUCUGAUGGUUCCCACAAGCCUUAGGCUUUACAGGGUCAUAUCAUUGACUUAAAAUGAAGAAUUAACUUGUGUUACAUCUAUAGAGAGCAAAAUAACACACUCCAGAACUUGCAGUUGUAGCAUUAGUUACACAGUUUUGGGUGUUCUUGCCACCCAUGGGAUGCCUGCUUCUCACUACAACCUGUUGUCUGGACACAUGCUUAUGUCUUCUUUUCCUUUCGGCAUGUAGAAAGCUGUUAAUACAGUUUAAGGCCAAAUUGUGUGUGGCUUCUAUAUGUAGAUAAGAUGUUUUGGUAUUCUUGUCCGUUUCAUUUAUUUUUUAAGUGUACAAAAAAUAGCCUGUUAAUGGUUGUUGAAGGCUACUUUUCUGUUUGUUCUUUUACUUUUGUUUUUCUAUCGUAUGUAUUUAGUUGAACUUUGUGGAAUUGUGGUGUUGGUUUUGUUUAUACAGCCAGAUUUUUCCCCCUUUUCGUGAUGGUCUUCCUUGAUUCUUUGUGUUCUUCUAAUUUGUUUUUUCUUCUUGUUCUCAUAUAUUCUUCCCUCCACCCCCAGCCCUUUCUUUCUUUCUCUCUCUGAUUGAGAGGCAUUGAAUUACGUUUUCAGUAGUACAGGCUUCUUGCCGAUAUGAAGGGAACUUUUCAGAAAGAGACCUACUCUGGGUCAUUUAAUUUUGAAUACAGUUUUCAAUCGUUCAAGUUUUGGAUGGUUUAUAUCUAAUGUGUGUUUCAUUUUUUUGGAAAGCUAUAUUUUGUAUUUAGGAAAUGGUAUACUAUUUUGCUAUUUGUACUGAGUGAGUACAUUGGCAUAAAUAUAGAAAUUUAUAUAUAUACAUAUAUAUAAACUAUUCUUUUUUUUGCCACACGUUUUUGUGGUAAAUUUGUGAGUUUGUCUGAUGUUCUACCACAACGUGGCGUCUGAUAACAGUGAGGGGGGGGUUGUUAUGUCUUUAUGAGUAUUUAAGCAUCUUUUGAAACAAAUGACCUGUUCAUCUGUGGCCAUUCCAUCAGGCAGUUCCUUGAUGUUAUUAGUGGGCUAAAGGCAGCUUACUGUGUGUUUGCUGGAUCUUUCACUCAGCAAAAUGUUAGAGUAAGGAAACCCAUCUAGGCAGUUGUGUCAAAUGGUGUUUCACAAGAAUGAGCCAUUCAGUCUUUGCUCACUAUAUAUUUAAUAUUUUAUUAUUGUUGUUAUUAUUAAUUGGCUUUCUGUAUUCUAUGCCUUUUAUUUAUAAAGACACUAAAAAAAAAACCAUGUUUGUAAUUUUAAUAAUGUUUUCCCCAUCUUGUAAUAUCCAGAGCUACUUUAUAAAUUCUCUGAACCAAAAGCAUUUUUCUCAGUAUCUCUCUUCUCUCCCAACCCCUAUCAGGAGAAAUUACCCAGUAUAGUUCAGGUUAUGAGAAGGACCAUCCACACAAUCCAGUGCUUCAGUUUUAAAAUGCAAAACUGUAACUACAGAGGGUCAAAACUAAUGUCAGAAAGCUUGCCCAGCAGCUAUAAAAAUAAGAAGUAGAAAUAAAAUGCUGAAGUUUAUUUCUGAGUUUUCUGAAUUUUUUUCUCAGAGAUUCUACAGAAGACUCAGGAAGUCUAUUUGUUGACCAAGUUCCAAUUAGAAUGUUUGUUAACGCUGCUCCACGGAUGAAGCGGGGGCAAGAAGACUGGCUUGUGUGCUGGCUUCUGUUCUGUUAUGUAGCAAGAGGUUUAUCGUUUUUUAAAUGCUGAUUGCCAAUGCCAAGUCACCAGGGACCAAUUUUCUGUUUUAUAAUAUCUAAGUUUAGAACAGAACAUACACCUGAACUGUAGUGGUUUGAUUGGAUGGAGGCAGAAAACCCAAUUUUUAUUUUCAAAAAUUUUGUGGUUAUUUAUACAAGGGCUGUGCUAUGCUACUAUAUUCUUAUUAAAUAAUGAUCGAUUUUGUUUUUUUAACAUUGUUAAAUGCUCCUUACCCCUAAAGGUCAAUGUUAAGUACAGCAUUCUGAAUAUACCAUUUGGUUACAAAAAGUAUUUAUCUUCUUAUUGAAGAGUUAGCUCAAUGGUCAGUGGUUGAUACUUGUGCUGAUAAUGUGGUUUUCCAGAUUGCUGUUAUAAGUUAUAGGUACCUAUAGCAGAGAAUCUGUGAGCCAGCAAAGGCCUUGGAAACAACAAUUUAUUAAAUUUAUAUAUGGCAGAAUGACGUAAAUAAACUAUGAACCACAUUUUAUUCCUUCAUAUCAUUACCUUCAAUUGUUCUUGCUUUUAGCAGUUCACAUUAAUGCUUGGAGCUUAUCUCUGUGUCUGUGUGAGUGUGUGUGUAUGUGUGUUUUAUUCCUUAUUGUCAUUCCAUUAUAUAUCCACACCAACAUGGGAGAAGAUAAUUAUAAGUCGUAUUUUGCUUCUGAGCUUUAUCAUGUUACCUUUGUAAUUAGAGUAUCAUGUUGUUCUUUAGCCAAUACAAAUCUGUUUUCACCAAUCUCCCUAGAACAGGAUUUUUGUUUUGUUUUGUUUUGUUUUUCUAGAACAGGUUUUGAAAGGGCUUAGUUUAUUAUAGAAGCAGUAUUAAUGAGGGACCAGCCUUCUGUCCUUCCUUCCUUCUUUUGUAAUAUUGUAUAUGGUGUAGUUGGGAAUUUCAGUGUAGUGCAUUUGUUGCCCAUCAGAACCUCAGUUAAUCUGCCUAGGAAAAAUAGUGUCAAAGAAAAUGAGAAAGAAGUUAUGUCUGAAUCCCUCUAGAACUAAGAACUACGAUACUAAGUCCUUUUGACCAUUUAAGCUGUUGUAGACACAUGUUUUGGAAGAGUGAUAUCUGUUUAGACAUAUCAACCGUUAAAGACCAGAAUUAAAUGCUUUAAUAAUGAAAAUCUCUAAUUCAACAUGGUUUGUAAAUAUAUUCUCUAGGAGUAAUUUGAGAACUUUUCAUCUUUCUGGUGAAAAUUUCUGUCCUAAUCUUUGUUUCCUAGUUGAUUUUUCUUCUAAUUAACUGAAAAUUAUAUGAGACCUAUUAGCUUUACUCUGCUUCAUGAUCACAGGCUUCCUCCCUAACCGAGACAGCCAUGUUAUAUCUGCAUGCCUUUGGCUAUAUGGUGGGCCUUAAUGAAAGAGAAACUGUAGAGUUCAGCAGCUUUAUUAAAAAAAUAACCCAGAGUAUCCACCCUAGUAAGUGGGCGAGUAGAAUCUUAUAACAUGUUAAAAAGGGGUUUUCUUCUCUGCUUCUGUGUGUCACUAGAGCUAAACAUGGAGAUAAUAUUCAUAAUGUAGUAAAUAUCAAAACAGUACCUAUAGUAUCGUUUGUGAAUUGUCCAGUGAUCUAAUUACUUCAUAAAUCCCCAUUUAUUUUCAUGCCAUUCUAGACUCAUUUAUUAAUAAAAUUGUUUUUACUCAACUUUCUCUUUCAGGAAAAAAUUUUAAUUUAGUAUUUUAUAUCUAGAUUAAAUGCUUAUGGAAAAGUGCCUUUUUACCAUGAUAGUGCCCCUUUCUUGUAAUUUCAGUUUUUACUAUUGCCAAAAACACAUAAACAAAUUAUUUUAUUAGGUCCCAACUUUCAAUUUUUCCAUUUAGUCAUUCUUUUCUCCAUUUCUCGAUCACCAUAGAAAACUUUAUGUUUCUAACUCCCUUUGGCAUAAGAAUAAGAGAAAAGAUGCAUUACUAGAAUUGUUCCUUUGAGGGAGAGUAAGUAAAAGAUCACAGAAUUAGUAGUUUAGGGUUUAUAUAAAUUAACUGAAUUUGUCUUCAUCUCAACCAACCAACAAUAGUCUUAUCUGAAUGCUAAUGAAAAUUUUACUACCUGUGGGACUUCAUGCACACAAAUGUGUUUAGUUAAAUUUCAGGAAAGAAGUGUUUAAAUUAUCUUCUAUGAUCUUAAUUAGAUGGUGAAAAUAAAUCUCUAAUGCAUAGUUUAGGAAAACCCUGGUAAUGUCAAUUUUUCUAACUGGACAGGGCCAAGUAAUUCAUUAUAGUGCCCUUCUUGCCCAUCUGAACUUCAGCAAUCUGCCUAUGAAAAAUUGUAUCAAAGGAAAUGAAAAAGUUAUGUCUAAAUCCCUCCAGAACUAAGUUAUCUUAGUUAAUAGUUCUUUUAACCAGAUACAGUUGAAUUGAGUGUCCCUCUGGUAUUUGUUAAUUUUGCCUAUGUUCCAGCUUCUUACCACAGUGAUGUGGCCUGAAGAAAGGGCCAUGAGCAACAGGUCAGGAUAGUAGGAGCUUUGAGAUAGAGCUGCUUUCCCCACAUGAGCAUUUCCAUGACUGGUAGCAGCACUGAAGACUGCAAACCUUUAUGCAAUACUCUCAAUACCCCAUUGAUAUUAUGCACUUUAAUCAUUCCAAAGAAGCAAGAAUGCUGUAUAGUGAUGAUUCCUUCUUAAUGAAUAAUCCUAACUAUUUAGAAUAUUUACAUCCCUUUUUAUUUUCAAUAGCCAGCUUGGUAUAAGUGUUAUGAGAAUAUUUUCUAAAAGGACUGUAUAGUAGGACUUAAGGCUUCAAUGUAAUUGACUAUAAGGGGAAAUGAUUACACUUCAGCAAAUCAUUUUAGAAGCAUUAAAAUAUUUAGUUCACCUUGCUAAUCUGUAUGUUAGUUAAUUAAAACCAGCCCUCUUCCUAUAUAUUUUGUGUCAUGUACAUAAGAAUAUUAUAGUAUAUAGUUUUCUACAUAUAUAGGAUCUAUAAACCAGUGGUUCUUAAAGCAUAGUCCUCAGCUCACCAGCCAACAUCAGUAUCACCUGGAAACUAUUUAGAAAUGCAAAUUUGGGGGCCCUAGCCUAGACAUACUGAAUCAGAAACUCUGCAGUGGGGCCCAGCAAUCUGUUUUAACAGCCCCUCCAGGUGAUUCUGAUGCAUGCUAAAGUGUGAGAACCUCUGGUGUAAACUAUAUACAGUAAGGUCUAGAAAGGUUUUUUUCACUCAUACAGACACAGUUAUACAUUGUUCUUUACGUAAAUUCAGCUUAACCUGGUUAUCCAUAAUCAUUUAUUGGCAAUGAUAAUUUAUUCUCAGUGCUGCCUAUAGAAGUACAGUAUAUUUUAUGUACAUAUACAGUUAGUCUAGUUAUUGAUAAUUCAGUAAACUUAGUUUGGCAUUUUCCUACCACUUACUAAAAAGUUUACAUUGCAUGACUGAUUUAAAUAUAUAGGUGCAAUGUUUUAUAUUUCUUUUAAUUAUCAUGACAUUUAAGUAGCUACCAUAAUUGACGGGUGCUAAAGUCUCCUGUUUAUCCAUAAAAUGGGUAUGUUGUGGGCAGUGAUAAUACAAGCUCUCUUUUCAUUGCCUCUUCCUUUACCAGCAGACCACCGUUUUGGUCUGGCUAGACCAACUCUCAGAACAAAAUUAUUUAUCAUUCCUUGUAUUUACAUUUGUAUCUGAGAUAUUAAACAAGAUGGCUGGCCAGGUCAACAAAGCACCUUAUUUAAUUUCUUUUUUUAAUACUUAAAACUUCUUUAAAAGUAGCUUGCUUUGUAUGAGAACUGAUGCAGUAGAGAUAUAGCUAUGCUUGGAACUUAUUCUUCAGACAGGAGUUACUUACUAAAAUAAGUAUCAAACAAGACAAUGCAUCAUAUAAUUUGGGCAUUUCUCCCUUCUCAAUUGUAUGCAUCAUGGUAAAUAUAAACUAACCACAACAGAAGUAGAUUUAUUUAUGCAUUUUAAUCUUCCUGUGUAAUACAAUACCUCCAUAAUUGUUCUCAUCUUCCUCCCACUGUUUACUCAUUACCGAUUAAAUAACUCAUGAAAGAAAAAUGAACAUUUCAAAAUAAAAAUCAUUGUAUACUCACUUUAUAAAAAUUGCCACUACUGUCUUUACUUAAGACUAGCGGUGGAAGGUAAGUGGCUUACUCUACAAACUUUGGUGCUGGCAAAUACACAGGCAAACUGUUGGGAGAUGUUCUAGCUACAUUCCUCCUUUCUUGUUCCCUUUCCCCUCUUCCCCACUGUAUGGCAUAAUAUAUUUCUGUUCCCAAAGCAUUCUACCACAAUUCUAUUCGACUCCAACUUGUAAUAUUUCCUUUAAAAGCCCCGUGUUUACCCAUAUCAUCCCUGCUUUUUUUUUCGCAGAAGUAAUUUGAGAUAGUUUGUAAGGAUUGCUCAUUAAUAUUAUUUUAGCUAAUGAACCUCAGGACAAAAUACAUACACACACACACACAGCCACACACACAGCCACACACACACCAUCUCAGAUGUUUGAGAGUGAGUUUGGAAUCAGAAUAAUGUGCCCAAGAAAGAACUGUCCUGCACUGAAGUGUUUAUGGAUCCAGUAGCUACAAACUGAUUCCAAUGGCAUUGAACUGAGUUCUUUUGAUCUAAUGAAUGUAUCUGCUCACCUUGUUCCCUUCCUUCUAAUUGAUAAGCUCCAAAUAGUUCCUGCUCCUUUUCACAGCUUUUACUGAGUUUCGUUCACUUCUUUUACUUAGUCUUUUAAUACAUAUACUACAAAUAUUUCAUUAACCUAUUCUCAAGUGGUUUAGCUACCAUUCUGCCAUUGAAAUUUUUUAAUUUAAUUUUGUUUGCUUGAGCACACUGAUCAACCACUGAACUGCCUUCUUCCAUUGUCCUGCAGUGACAUAAGGGUUACAUUUUUGUGCAUAAGGCUUUCCUAGUUGGGAUUUCAGAGCACUGACACCAGAUGUUUUCAGUUUGUUCUCUGGGGGAAUUUCAUUUGCAUCUAUGUUUUUAGCUAUCUGUGAUAACUUGUUAAAUAUUAAAAAGAUAUUUUGCUUCUAUUGGAACAUUUGUAUACUCGCAACUAUAUUUCUGUAAACAGCUGCAGUCAAAAAUAAAACAAUGAAAGUUUUCAUUUU
Equus caballus (horse) is the source of this 12946-nucleotide messenger RNA. It is a transcript of the gene NFAT5, whose product is annotated as nuclear factor of activated T cells 5. Gene Ontology annotation, molecular function: DNA-binding transcription factor activity, RNA polymerase II-specific; RNA polymerase II cis-regulatory region sequence-specific DNA binding; transcription factor binding. The record is from RefSeq and is a predicted model, not a curated record. Gene Ontology annotation, cellular component: transcription regulator complex. Lineage: Eukaryota; Metazoa; Chordata; Mammalia; Perissodactyla; Equidae. Gene Ontology annotation, biological process: calcineurin-NFAT signaling cascade; regulation of transcription by RNA polymerase II; cytokine production.